UAACCUAACAUUGGAAGCUGUGUUUACUUAACAAGAUUAUUUAAAAAAAUUGUUAAAUAUUAAGAACAUAGUUUUAAAAGCAGCAUAUAACCUCAAAGAGAGUUAAAGUCAUACGACUCCUAUUAUUAAUCAGUUGGAACAAUAAACAACUCGUUAUUGGCAUUGGCGAAGUGAAGCGCAAUACGAAACACUAUUAUCAAUUUAUGAAUUUCUUUUUAUCAUGGAGCAUGACAAUUCAAUAUUAAUGCAAAAGCAGGUGCGGGAUAAUUCGGAGGACUUACGGAGUGAAUUUUUAGACUUGAAAAAUUGGGAGGAGCAAAUAAAACGGAAGGAACAAGAAAUACUAAAUGAACAAAAUGAACAGCAAAUUAUACCACCUAUUAGAAGCAAGAAUAAAAAGAAAAAAUGUUCGGUAAAAAAAGACAAGACAUCUAAAGAUUCUAAACGAAUAAAAUCAUAUGACUACACAUCGUGGGAUAAAUUUAAUGUUGAAAAAGCAUGCAAGGAAUUAGAAGAUGGACAACAAUCUGACGAGUCUUUAGAUGAGCCUUUGUCCGAAGACGAAUUUCAGAAGGAUCACAAUAAAGCGAUAGGGUACAAGCAGCAAGGCAAUGACUUUGUGAAGCAAAAGAAAUGGGAUAAAGCGGUCGCUUCUUAUAGCGAGGCUAUAAAACUUUUUCCUUAUGAUGCUAUCUUUUAUGCUAAUCGUGCACUUUGUUAUUUAAAACAAGACAGGUUGUAUUCAGCAGAAGCAGACUGCACGUCUGCGAUACUUUUGGAUAAAACUUAUGUAAAAGCUUAUCACAGACGAGUAACGGCUAGACUAGAAUUAAAACAAUUUGAUGCAGCAUUAGAAGAUGUAAAGAAGAUUACAGAUUUAGAACCUUACACCAAGGAAACCGAAAUCUUGCUUAACCAAAUUAAAAAGCAGUUUGGAAAUUCAUUUAUGUCCAAAAAAAACAUACGUACAACUGAUGAAUCUGAUAAUAAAAAUAUAAGUAAAAAAGUAAUUGAUGCUAAGGAAGAUCAAAAUAAAAAGAAUAGCGUAAAUGUAGAUAAUAAAACUGUACAACCAAGUCCAACAAAUAUACAAGAACCAAAAAAAGAUCAACGCAUUCCAGAUUGGCUACCUGAAAAGAAUGAAGUUGAAGUCGUAGAACCUAUUGAUAAACCUCCACAUCUACGUUCAAAGGAGCCAUUGAAAAGGAUACCUGUGCAGGAGGCUGAUUUAAGUAAAUCUUUUAAAGAAGAGAUCAAAGUAAUAUGUAGUAACAAUCAAAUAGAACUGAAAAGCAAUGAAACAUGUAAACCAGAAGAAAACUUUAUUGAAAAUUGCAAAGAAAUACCUCCUAUCCCUGCCUCCGCAGUGCAGUUUUUAAUAAAUUGGAAAAAGUACACCUCGUUUGAUUUGCGAUACAGAUAUUUAAAGCAAAUACCAUCAGGUAGCUUACCUAAAAUAUUUCAAGAUUCAAUGGAAACUGAUAUCUUUAGUGAUAUCUUAACAAUACUCAAAACAGAAUUUAUGAAACGGAAGGAACCUAUAUUUUCGUAUUUAAAAGAUCUCAGUAAUAUUAAGAGAUUUAGAGCAUUUACUAUGUUCAUCAGUAAUUCUGAAAAACAAGAUCUGAAGCUGAUGUUCUCAUAUUGUAAUACGUCAGAAAAGAUACCUAAGAAAGAAAUCACAGACUUACAGGAUAAAUAUGAAAUUUAACAAAACUUUUUUUAAAUUCUAAUGAAAAAGUAAACUAGAAGAAUAAA
Cyphomyrmex costatus is the source of this 1758-nucleotide messenger RNA. RefSeq names its product RNA polymerase II-associated protein spaghetti (gene spag). NCBI's taxonomy places the organism in Eukaryota, Metazoa, Arthropoda, Insecta, Hymenoptera, Formicidae. The transcript has 8 exons. Gene Ontology annotation, cellular component: protein folding chaperone complex. Gene Ontology annotation, molecular function: protein binding. The coding region runs from base 221 to 1711 and encodes 496 amino acids. The record is from RefSeq and is a predicted model, not a curated record.